CUUUCUGCUGUCUUUACAUUUGUCCAAUUCACUCCGUCUUUUCAAUAUAACGCAAAUGGCAACUGUAGUAAUAGUAAACAAUAGAGCACUAGCUGCGAUUAUCCACAGGCGAUAUAUGCUUGUCCCCUAAGGCCCAGUGUAAGGAGUUCCGGUUUUGGACUCUAAGUGACGCUGUUGGUCAGCAAAACGAUUUCAGUGUUAACAGCCAGCCUAUCCCCCUCCCAAACUACCGUACUAGAGCAUGACACCGGAGAUAUUGUCCUUCGUGGGAGGACAGAGAGUGAAGAGACGAUUUUUUUUUUUUUUUUUACACAUUUGUCUUUGGAAUAUAGGAGGAGCGCGUUGUCAUCUGAAAGUAGUACAAUAUAUUUAAGCUGGACUACAAGCUCUUGUUUGUUUUCUUCAAGUGAGGACGCAUCAUUCAUCAAGAUCUGUUGUUUCUGAUAUGGCAACCCGAGGCCAACCCUACCCUAGAAGUGUAAGAUGGCGAUUGUCUUGUAUAUUACGAUGUCAAGUGGGGAUUCUCAUUUUGCUUACUUUUAUGGGUGAUAGAGUGGCUGGCCAGAUUCGCUAUUCUAUUCCAGAGGAGAUGAAAAAGGGCUCCGUUAUUGGCAAUGUAGCACAAGACCUUGGUCUGGAUCUGAAAAGGCUCCGCUCUGGCCGGGCCCGUAUCGUGAGCGGAGAAAACAUCCAGUACACCGAGCUGAGGACAGACAAAGGGAUUCUAGUUGUGAAUGAGAGAAUCGACCGAGAGCAGCUUUGUGGAGACGUGACACCGUGCAGCCUCAGCUUCGAAAUCAUUUUAGAAAAUCCUAUCGAACUACAUCGUGUCACUGUCGAAAUUUUAGAUAUAAACGAUAAUACCCCUUUCUUUCCAAAUAAAGACAUCCAGUUUGAAAUGAGCGAAUCUGCUACAAUUGGUUCUAAAUUUCCUGUUGAAAGCGCAGUUGAUCCUGACGUUGGACUAAACGCCUUACAAAAUUACGUUCUAUCUCCGAAUAAUUAUUUUAUUCUUAAACAACAUGCAAAUCCAGACGGCAGUAAAUACGCUGAGCUGGUGCUCCAGAAGCCAUUAGACAGAGAGGAACACCCCAGUCUCCCUUUAAAAGUAAUAGCUGUCGACGGUGGAAACCCCCAGAGAUCUGGUACGGUGAAUAUAAAUGUAUCUGUAUUAGACGUAAACGAUAAUGCCCCUAUAUUCAACCAGUCAGUUUACAGGGCCGCCGUUGUGGAAAAUGCGCCAAAAGGGACUUAUAUCACAACAGUUAACGCUUAUGAUGCAGACAUUGGCACUAACGGGGAAAUAAUAUUCAGUUUUUCGAAAAUUAAAGGCAGUAUCGUUGAUAUGUUUAGCAUUGAUGAAAGCACAGGUGUCAUCUCAGUUUCUGGACUUAUAGACUUUGAAAAAGAGAAAAAAUAUGAGCUUAGGUUAGAGGCAAGGGAUAGAGGAGGUUUGACUGGGACCAGUAAAGUUAUCAUUGAGGUUAGUGACGUCAACGACAAUGUUCCAGUAAUUAAUAUCAUGUCAUUUUCUAAUACUAUAUCAGAAGAUGCCCCUCUUGGCACAACAGUAGCUGUUAUUAAUGUCAAAGACGCUGAUUCAGAGACAAAUGGACAGAUAAAAUGUACAAUAGACAAAACGCUUCCGUUUAAAAUCAAAUCGUCAAUAACGAACUAUUAUAAUUUGGUGGCGGAUCAGCAUUUUGACAGAGAGACGACUGCUGAAUAUGACAUUACAAUAAUAGCCACCGACUCAGGGUCUCCUCCUCUUUCUAGCUCCGUCACAUUGCAACUUAGAAUCACUGACGUAAACGAUAAUGGCCCAGUAUUCGACAAAAACUUAUAUUCUGCCCACAUCACAGAGAAUAAUUCCCCCGGAAUGUCCAUCACCACUGUUAACGCGCGGGACUCUGACUGGCAUCAAAACGCGAGAAUCUCCUAUUUCCUGGAGGACACACAAAUCAGCGGUAAUCCAGUGUCAAACUAUGUGGCCAUAAACUCUGAAACUGGGGUUUUGCAUGCUGUGCGUUCGUUUGAUUAUGAACAAAUUAAAGAACUUCAGCUUACUGUGAAAGCGCAGGAUGGAGGCUCCCCUCCACUCAGCAGCAAUGUGACUGUGAAAAUAAUGAUCCAGGACCAGAACGACAACCCGCCUCAGGUUCUGUACCCAGUCCAGACUGGUGGCUCUCUGGUGGCUGAAAUGGUGCCUCGUUCAGCAGAUGUGGGCUAUCUGGUCACUAAAGUGGUGGCUGUUGAUGUGGACUCUGGACAGAAUGCCUGGCUCUCCUAUAAACUGCAGAAAGCCGCAGACAGGGCGCUGUUUGAAGUGGGCUUACAGAAUGGAGAAAUAAGAACUGUCCGCCAAGUCACUGAUAAAGAUGCUGUGAAACAAAGACUGACUGUUAUAGUGGAGGACAACGGGCAGCCCUCUCGUUCAGCUACAGUCAUUGUUAACGUGGCGGUGGCGGACAGCUUCCCUGAAGUGCUGUCGGAGUUCACUGACUUUACACACGACAAGGAGUACAACGACAACCUGACUUUUUACUUAGUGUUGGCUCUGGCUGUAGUUUCCUUCCUCUUCAUCACGUGUUUAGUGGUUAUUAUAUCAGUGAAAAUCUACAGAUGGAGACAGUCUCGCAUCCUGUAUCACUCCAGCCUCCCUGUGAUUCCGUAUUAUCCACCACGUUACUCGGACACUUUGGGGACAGGGACUCUCCAACACGUGUACAAUUACGAGGUGUGCAGGACGACUGACUCCAGAAAGAGUGACAGUAAGUUCGGCAGAGCUGGUAGUCAGAACGUGCUGAUAAUGGACCCCAGUUCUACAGGGACGAUGCAGCGGAUACAGAGUGAAAAGAGCAUCCUGGAUGAGCCAGACUCUCCUCUAGAGGUGAGUUAUAUAAUGUAGCUUCGUCUCUGUAUCAUAAUUUCUCUUUCUGUGUUUAGCUACAUUGAUAGUGAACUGUUGCGCGCUAUACCUUCAUUUUCAGCACUAUGGACAGCAUCUCACAUUGCAUCACUCGCUUCUGUAUUUAUAUUCGGAACUUCGUGCUGCUAUAUCAUUUCACACGCACGUUACUUUUACCUAGUUGCAUUGUGUGUUAAAGCGGAGUGAUAACCUACUUGUUUUUUGCAACAUUAUAAAUAUGCUUUCUGUUGUAGUUGCUGUUCCUCUUUAACCUCUCUAUUUACUACUUUCAAAUUAUAGGCAGCAUUUAACCAUUCAACCAUUAACUGCUAUUCAAAUAUUCAGCACUGUAGUGCUGGACACUUCCACACAAUGAGACUCGUUUGCUAACGCUGCUCUAAAUCGCUGACUUCUGUCUGUGGUAUGAUUAUGUGUGGAGUUUGUGGUUACAUCGUGGUUUGAGAUAUUCCAUCUAUUAUUUUUUAGUGCCUGGCAAUAAGUUAUUUUGUAUUCAUGUGGGUUCACAGAGUAGAUUGCAUAGAUUUUUUUUUUUUUUUUACCUAUUUGCAGUUGACCCGGUUCUUUCCUCCUUUUGGACUCUAAGGGACGCUGUUGAUCAGUAAAACAGAGUCUAGUGUUGUUAGGGCUGUGAUAGAGGAGAGAAAGAGGAGAGGGAGAAACACUCUCUUCUUACAAGGAGGCAUUCGACGGAAAUACAGUCGCUCGGAAACAGCAUUUUUUCUUUGAUAAUAAUGGAACAAUUUUGCUGGACAGAAAUGCAGCACUAUUGAACUGGAAUGUAACUUUCGUCUACGUGUGUGACUGUGGGAUAUAAUUUGCGGUUCCGUUUAGGAUUUUAUU
This is a messenger RNA of Siniperca chuatsi (mandarin fish), 3769 nucleotides long. Its product is annotated as protocadherin gamma-A10-like. Bases 446 to 2908 code for a protein of 820 amino acids. Gene Ontology annotation, molecular function: calcium ion binding. The record is from RefSeq and is a predicted model, not a curated record. Lineage: Eukaryota; Metazoa; Chordata; Actinopteri; Centrarchiformes; Sinipercidae. The transcript is spliced from 2 exons. Gene Ontology annotation, biological process: homophilic cell-cell adhesion. Gene Ontology annotation, cellular component: plasma membrane.